This is a messenger RNA of Eruca vesicaria subsp. sativa (arugula), 2678 nucleotides long. NCBI's taxonomy places the organism in Eukaryota, Viridiplantae, Streptophyta, Magnoliopsida, Brassicales, Brassicaceae. The record is from the annotation of a GenBank genome assembly.
CACAAACCCAUAAAAGCUCUUCUCGCUUCUCUCUCUCUUCUCACUCACUCACACCGAAUCUGUUUCCAAGAAGAACGAAGUUGGUGAAGUCGCCGCCGGGACAACACCGUUUCACUAAUGAUCACACACAUGCAACAUAACCCAUCAAUGUUUGGGUUUCGAGCUUCCAAGCUCCUACUCUCUGUUCUCUUCUUGAUCCAGCUUCUAUCUACUCAACUCCUUGCUCAAAGAUCCAAAUCUCCAUGGCAGACACUCACUGGAAAGGCACCUCGUGUCAUAGCACGAGGUGGGUUUUCCGGGUUAUUUCCAGAUUCAAGCCUCAACGCUUACAAUUUCGUAGCGCCCACAAGUGCUCCCAACACUGUCUUGUGGUGUGAUGUGCAACUCACAAAGGAUGGAGUUGGGAUUUGCUUCCCUUCUGUGACCAUGUACAAUGCUUCCAACGUCCAAGAUGCUUACCCUAAAAAGAAAAACUCUUACCUCCUUAAUGGAGUCCCUACACAAGACUGGUUCACCAUCGAUUUCACCUCCAAGGAUCUCCAAACCGUGUUCUUGAUCCGAGGGGUAUUAUCACGGUCAGAUGCAUACGAUAACAACCAAAACGUGAUUUCAACGGUUCAAGAGAUAGCUACACAGUUGAAGAAACCUAAGGGUUUUUGGUUAAAUGUUCAGCACGACGCUUUCUACACGCAACACAACCUUAGCAUAAGCAGCUUUCUGCUAACAGUUUCAAAAACUGUGAUCAUUGACUACAUCUCUUCCCCUGAGGUGUCUUUCUUCCGGAACAUCCGGUUUGGUAAAACCAGACCAAAGUUUGUGUUCAGGUUUCUAGACAAAGAUGAAGUUGAGGUGUCAACUAAUCAAACCUAUGGAUCUCUCAUGAAAAACCUAACUUUCAUCAAGACCUUUGCUUCAGGGGUUCUUGUUCCAAAGUCUUACAUAUGGCCGGUGAAAGACCAGUACUUGCUUCCACAUACAUCUUUUGUUAAAGAUGCUCAUAGAGCAGGGUUAGAAGUAUAUGCAUCAGGCUUUGCAAAUGAUUUUGAUAUUGCGUAUAACUAUAGUUAUGAUCCAUUGGCUGAGUACUUAUCUUUUAUGGAUAAUGGGGACUUCUCUGUUGAUGGUUUUCUAUCUGAUUUUCCAUUAACCGCAUCGUCAGCUGUUGAUUGUUUCUCUCAUCUUGGAAGUAAUGCUUCAACACAAGUGGAUUUUCUUGUUAUAUCCAAGAAUGGAGCAAGUGGAGACUACCCUGGCUGCACUGACUUGGCCUAUUCAAAGGCUAUCAAAGAUGGUGCUGACGUCAUCGAUUGCUCUGUUCAAAUGUCAUCAGACGGGGUCCCUUUUUGCUUAAACUCAAUUGAUCUUGUAGAGAGCACAAACAUUAUCCAAAGUCCGUUCAAAAACCGCUCAGCAACUGUUCCUGAGUUUAACUCACUUGCUGGAUUAUACAGUUUUAAUCUGGCAUGGUCUGAGAUUCAGACUUUGACACCUGCUAUUACAAACCCUUAUAACGGGGGUUUUAAGAUGUUUAGGAAUCCGAGGGAGAGAAGUUCAGGGAAGCUUGUUACACUCUCCCAGUUCCUGAACUUUACCAAAAACUCCAGCUCACUAGUUGGUGUUUUGAUCAACGUUGAGCAUGCAGCGUACCUGAGAGAGAAGCAAGGUCUCGACAUUGUUAAAGCAGUUCUAGACACACUCAAAGAAUCUGGUUACAGCAAAAGGGUUAUGAUUCAGUCAUCUAACAGCUCAGUCUUGGUUGACAUCAAGAAACAUAGCCGGUACGAGACAGUAUACGAAGUGGAAGAAACAAUCCGUGACAUCCUCGACUCUGCGAUCCAAGACAUUAAGACAUUCGCUGACGCUGUUGUCUUCAAAAAACUAUCAGUCUACCCUGUCAGCGCUAGCUUCAUAACCGGACAGACUAAUCUAGUGGAGAGGCUACAGAAGAAGUUUAAGCUUCCGGUUUACGUUGAAACGUUCAGGAACGAGUUUGUUUCUCAGGCUUGGGACUUCUUCUCUGAUGCGACCGUGGAGUUAAACACGCAUGUUACUCUAGCUGGUGUCAGUGGAACCAUCACUGAGUUCCCUCUCACUGCUGCAAGAUACAAAAGGAACAGGUGUGUGGCUAGAGAAGACACGCCUCCUUACAUGAUCCCAAUUCAGCCAGCUGGCCUGUUGGAAAUCGCGAGUCCUACUUCUUUACCUCCAGCUGAAGCACCAAACCCGGUUUUCACAGAUGCUGAUGUCACUGAACCACCAUUACCUCCGGUUAUAGCUAGAGCUUCAGCCACUAGCCCUGGACCUUUAUCAACAGAUCAAAAAGCUCCUAAUGGACAAGCUCGAGUGGCUCUAUCUCUUCUUCUUUCAGCGCUCUCUAUGGUUCUUGCCUCUCUUCUACUACUUCUUUGAGGGAAUUGACUGAGUCCUUAGAAUCUUGUCCUCUCCUAACGGUUCUUGAGAUUCUUUGCAGUGAUUUCUUAUUAGGGGGCUUUUGUUUGUUCAUAUUCUUAGUUAUCAUGGGGAUUUGUUGUUGUAGCAUUAUUCACUGUAGUGUUCUUUAAAAAUCUCUUUGUGUGUGAUUUGUAGUAUUAAUGAGAUUCUAUCAUUGUUAGUAGAUAAAUUUAGGUGUAUGUUUUUACAAUAUAUGUAAUAUUUUAAUCAUUGGAGAUGAGAUGAAA